Molecule: messenger RNA, 825 nt
Organism: Archocentrus centrarchus (flier cichlid)
Lineage: Eukaryota; Metazoa; Chordata; Actinopteri; Cichliformes; Cichlidae
Product: agouti-signaling protein-like
Exons: 3
Coding region: 100-513 (137 amino acids)
Biological process (GO): adult feeding behavior; neuropeptide signaling pathway; hormone-mediated signaling pathway
Cellular component (GO): extracellular region
Molecular function (GO): type 1 melanocortin receptor binding; neuropeptide hormone activity
Source: RefSeq, a predicted model, not a curated record
UCCAAGUAACAGGUUGUCUUUAUACGCUUCAGGUGGCAUCGCAACACAAGGCCUUUUCCCGGCAGGGGUCCCGUGUGUCAUCGCGCUGGCACCGUCAGGAUGAAGCUGGCGCUGCUGUGUCUGUGUAUUGCGCAGCUGGCCUUUGGAAGCCGUCGGAUCAGCGAUCCUCGAGCCGCUGCCCGCGGGGACGUGACGGUCAGCAGGGCCCGAGCCUCUCCGAGCACAGGGUCUCUGAAUGAAAUCAGGGUGAGACCACUGUUUGCCAGGAGGGGAUAUUAUGAGCGGCAGAGGAUUCUUGAGCCAAAGCCCAGAGGUGCUCCUGCUGCUCAAAACGAGAUUUGUCUUCCUGCUAAAGUGAGCCCAAAUCCUGUGAAGAUCAAGUGCUCCCAGCUUGCGCAAAGCUGCUUGCCUCAGUCCGGUUGCUGCGACCCGUGUGCAGCGUGCCACUGCCGCUUCUUCAACACUAUCUGCUUCUGUCGCAAGACAAAAUCACAAUAUGAGAAAAAAACAUAAAAGGAACCAGCCUGUCACAUCAAAUCACAGCUGAAAAAUAAACUCCAACGCAUGCUACAGAAGAAAAAAGCUGCAUUAUAGCAGUCACUGAUUGAACAAUAGACGCGUGUCACAGUGCUGGCGUCUUUAGUCUAAAUGAUUUUAUACCUCUUGUGAAAGGCAGCUGCUUGAACAAAAUAUUCAUCAUAAACAUUUAUUCUAAUGUGAAUUUCAUCAAGCAAUACUUAAUAUAUAGUGUCUUGUUUGUAAUAUUGAUUACAAUGUUGCUGCAUUUAACCUUUAAAGUCCAGUGUUUUCUGACUGCAUACACGU